This is a messenger RNA of Daphnia pulicaria, 7825 nucleotides long. RefSeq names its product acetyl-CoA carboxylase-like (gene ACC). The coding region runs from base 288 to 7481 and encodes 2397 amino acids. Lineage: Eukaryota; Metazoa; Arthropoda; Branchiopoda; Diplostraca; Daphniidae. The record is from RefSeq and is a predicted model, not a curated record. The transcript is spliced from 28 exons. Gene Ontology annotation, biological process: fatty acid biosynthetic process. Gene Ontology annotation, molecular function: ATP binding; acetyl-CoA carboxylase activity; metal ion binding.
ACUAAAUAGUUAUUUAUUGUUGCGACCAAUCGACUACCCUCCCAGUUUUUAUUAUUUAUUUCAGAUGUUUUUAUUGUAAUUUAUUUGAAGUUUUCACCCACGCCAAAUCUCGCUAAAAAUUCUCUUGUUUGAGUUGAAUCUUCUUGUGUGUUCCGGGAGUCUGGUGGCCUACUUCUGAAACCUCAGAUUUUGAACUCAGUUAUUGCAACACCAUCUGGAACUUUGUCUCUCAGGCUUUCACAAACAGGUUGGCCGAAACGGCCGUUAACUUGACCGAUACCCCAGAUAUGGCCGAAAAUCGAGGAUCAACUAGCAACAACUCCGUACGUCUUCCCAAUCAAGUGCAGGUCAGUUUCCUGGUGGGAUCCGACGGUGUUGGAGAGAGCGGAAAUCCCCGUCCGGUGUCAGCAUCUACCAAUAAGGAAGAGGAGGAAAGUAUCAGCAACGGCAGUGGAGACUUGUGUGAGGAUGUCAUCUCUCUUGGUAGCCAGGACACUAUAUCAGAUGAUUCUUCCACUAACGGCCAAGACAGCAAAAACUCUAAGCAUCAGAAAUCUUUGAUGAGAGCUACUAUGUCGCAGAGUCAUUUGCGUGUGAAGCAACGCGGAAUGGAGCUCAAUAAGGACCUCAACGUGGCUACACCAGAGGAAUUUGUUAGACAGUUUGGCGGCAAUCGUGUAAUCAAUCGAGUAUUGAUUGCCAACAAUGGAAUCGCAGCUGUCAAGUGUAUGCGUUCUAUACGCAGAUGGGCUUAUGAAAUGUUUCGGAACGAACGGGCCAUCCGCUUCGUCGUUAUGGUUACGCCUGAAGACUUGAAAGCUAACGCGGAGUAUAUAAAAAUGGCUGACCACUACGUACCAGUCCCCGGUGGAACCAACAACAACAAUUAUGCUAAUGUUGAGCUGAUUUUGGACAUUGCAAAGCGUAUGCAGGUACAAGCCGUCUGGGCUGGCUGGGGUCACGCGUCUGAAAAUCCUAAACUUCCAGAGUUAUUGAUCAAGAAUAGCAUUGCUUUCAUUGGGCCGCCAGAAAAGGCCAUGUGGGCGCUAGGUGAUAAAAUAGCCUCAAGUAUUGUAGCCCAAACGGCCGAUAUCCCAACACUUUCGUGGUCUGGGUCUGGACUCAAGGCUGAGUUUCGCGAUAAGCGGAUAAAAAUUUCGACAGAGUUGUACCGGAAGGGAUGCGUUGAAUCAGCAGAGGAAGGUCUGGAGGCCGCUCAGAGGAUCGGAUUUCCGGUCAUGAUCAAAGCUAGUGAAGGUGGCGGUGGUAAGGGCAUCCGGAAAUCUGAGUCUGCCGACGAUUUUGCCAACCUCUUUCGCCAGGUCCAAGCGGAGGUCCAAGGUUCACCAAUUUUCAUUAUGAAGACAGCCGGUUGCGCUCAUCACUUGGAGGUGCAGAUUUUAGCCGAUCAAUAUGGAAAUGCCAUUUCGCUUUUCGGUCGAGAUUGUUCCAUUCAAAGACGUCAUCAAAAGAUCAUUGAGGAAGCUCCUUGUGCUAUCGCUCCACCCCACAUUUUUGAACAAAUGGAAAAGGCUGCUGUCCGUCUAGCUAAAAUGGUCGGAUACGUUAGUGCGGGAACUGUCGAAUAUCUAUACGAAGCGGACGGAAGCUUCUACUUUUUGGAAUUGAACCCUCGCUUGCAGGUUGAGCAUCCUUGCACAGAGAUGGUGUCAGACGUGAAUUUGCCAGCUGCUCAGCUACAAAUUGCUAUGGGUAUUCCUUUGUAUCGAAUCAAAUCGAUUCGUACCUUAUACCGUCUUAAUCCUUGGGAUAACAUACCCAUUGAUUUCGAUAACCCUCCUAAUCCUCCUACUCCAUGGGGGCACGUAAUCGCUGCCCGUAUCACGAGCGAGAAUCCAGAGGAGGGAUUCAAACCCAGCUCUGGUACAGUACAAGAAUUGAAUUUCCGUUCGUCCAAGAAUGUUUGGGGUUAUUUUAGCGUGGCAGCAUCUGGCGGAUUGCAUGAAUUUGCCGACUCACAAUUCGGACAUUGCUUCUCAUGGGGCGAAGACCGCGAAGAAGCUCGUGAAAAUAUGGUCAUUGCUCUUAAAGAAUUAUCAAUUCGAGGCGAUUUCCGCACCACAGUAGAGUAUUUGAUUACACUCUUGGAAACAGAAGAUUUUCAGAGAAAUAACAUCAGUACAACAUGGCUAGACGCUAUGAUCGCUCAACGGUUCAAGUCGGAGAAACCUGAUCAGCUCCUGGCUGUUAUUUGCGGUUCGCUGCACGUUGCCGAUCAAACUAUACUUAAUUCGUUCCAGCACUUCCAGGCUUCAUUAGAAAGAGGCCAAGUCCUUCCAGCCUACACAUUGACCAACUGUGCGGAGGUGGAGCUGAUUUACGAAGGAACUAAAUACAAAAUGCAAACCACAAAAUCUGGGCCCAACAGCUACUUCCUGGCACUCAACGGCUCUUACAAAGAGCUGGAGAUGCACAGGCUUGCCGAUGGAUCGCUUCUCCUUUCUGUCGAUGGAGCCAGUUACAAUACCUACAUGAAGGAGGAGGUGGAUCGUUACCGGGUCGUCAUUGGCAAUCAGACUUGUAUUUUCGAAAAAGAAAACGACCCCACAAUCCUUCGCACGCCUACCGCUGGCAAACUUCUUGGCUUUAUGGUUGAGGAAGGAGGCCAUGUCCAAGCCGGCCAAGCGUAUGCGGAGAUUGAGGUAAUGAAAAUGGUGAUGACGGUCACUGUUACCGAGUCGGGUUGCUUAUAUUACAACAAGCGCCCUGGAGCAAUUUUAGAUUCGGGGGCCAUCAUCGCCCACUUGGAUUUAGAUGAUGCAUCACGCAUUCAGCGCGUUCAAAUGUUUACUGGGCGUUUCCGAGAAAGUGAGCCAGGCUCCACCCUCCCUGUAUGGGGAGACAAAUUGAAUCAAAUCUAUCAAAGCUGCCGUUCUGUCAUGGAUAAUAUCUUUGCUGGAUAUUGCCUACCUGAUCCAUUUUUCCAGCCCAAAAUCAAAGAAACCAUUGAGAAGAUGAUGACGGUCCUUAAGGAUCCCAGUUUACCCCUUUUGGAGUUGCAGGAUGUUAUCUCAUCCAUCUCUGGCCGUAUCCCUGCUUCGGUCGAAAAGAAAAUCCGCAAGCUCAUGGCUCUUUACGCAAGUAACAUUACUUCCGUCCUUGCUCAAUUUCCUAGUCAGCAAGUGGCUAGCGUCAUUGACACUCACGCCGCAACACUACAGAAGCGGGCCGAUCGUGAUGUCUUUUUCCUUACCACUCAAGGAAUCGUUCAGCUUGUCCAGCGCUAUCGCAACGGAAUUCGAGGUCGAAUGAAGGCCGUAGUGCAUGAUUUACUCAAACAAUACUUGGUAGUAGAGGGCCAAUUUCAAAACGGCCAUUACGACAAGUGUGUAUCCAUGUUGCGCGAAAAGAAUAAGGAAACGAUGGCGGCUGUUGUGGCCACGAUAUUUUCUCAUUCGCAGACGACAAAGAAGAAUUUGUUGGUCACGCAGCUUAUUGACCAUCUGUGGAGUCACGAACCGGGUCUUACCGACGAAUUGGCCACCAUUCUCAAAGAAUUGACUAUGCUUAAUCGCUCCGAAAAUGCCAAAGUGGCUCUCAGAGCCAGACAGGUGUUGAUUGCUGCCCACCAGCCAGCUUACGAGCUGCGUCAUAAUCAAAUGGAAUCGAUUUUCUUGUCAGCCAUUGACAUCUAUGGCCACGAUUUCCAUCCUGAAAAUCUCCAAAAGCUCAUCAUGUCUGAGACAUCCAUCUUUGAUGUACUGCAUGAUUUUUUUUCACAUCCCAAUCGGGCUGUCAGAAUGGCUGCCUUGGAGGUCUACGUCCGUCGUUCUUACACUUCGUAUGAACUAACGUGCCUUCAGCAUAAGGAUCUUUCGGAAAAUCUCUGCGUCGUUCAUUUUGAGUUUUUACUCCCCUCUUCCCACCCAAAUCGCAUCCCUCACAACAAGGCUGCAAAUAUGAAUUUGGUCAUGUCUCACAUCCCUAGUUUUGACGAGGUAUCCAACCUCAUAGAUUUGCCCACUGACUUGGAGAACUGCAACCGAACUGGCUGCAUGGCCGCCUUCUCUCGUUUGGAGGACUUUGAAAAUCAUUUCGAUGAAAUGAUGGAAGUCUUUGAUGACUCGCGCCCGUCAACUCCUGAAAGCGCUGAUAACGGUGGUUCAGAUUCGGAUGGCGAAAAUUGCGGAAUCAACAUGCUUUCGCAGUCGGUUACCCUUUCUCAUUCGUUCUCAGAUACUUCUUACAUGGAUAGUCUAACCAAACAGAUGGUCACGGAGGCUAUCCACAUAAUUAAUGUAGCUAUCCGCUACACCGAAGAAGUGGAAGAUACUGUUCUCAGCGAAAAGUUUACUGCGAUUUGUGUACAGAAACGACCUCUUCUGAUUGAACGGGGUAUCCGCCGUAUCACGUUUGUCGUUCUCUUCCGCCGGCAACAUCCCAAAUUCUUUACGUUCCGCGCACGAGACAACUUCAAUGAGGAUCGGAUUUACAGACAUCUCGAGCCUGCUCUCGCUUUCCAGUUAGAAAUAAAUCGCUUACGCACCUACGAACUAGAGGCGCUACCCACAUCCAACCAAAAGAUGCACCUAUAUUUAGGCAAGGCUAAAGUAGCCAAAGGCCAGGAAGUUACCGACUAUCGGUUCUUCAUCAGGUCCAUAAUUCGUCAUUCGGAUUUGAUUACAAAAGAAGCUUCUUUCGAGUAUUUGCAAAACGAAGGUGAACGAUUGUUACUGGAAGCAAUGGACGAGUUGGAAGUAGCCUUCUCCCAUCCUUACAGCCGGCGCACAGAUUGCAAUCACAUCUUUCUCAAUUUUGUUCCAACGGUCAUUAUGGAUCCUUCCAAGAUUGAGGAAAGUGUUAGGGCUAUGGUGAUGCGUUACGGUCCGCGCUUAUGGAAGCUCCGCGUUCUCCAGGCUGAGCUGAAAAUGAUCAUUCGUCAGACGCAUAACGGCAAGACUGUUCCGAUCCGUCUGUGCCUCAACAACGAGAGUGGAUAUUACCUGGACAUUUGCAUGUAUAGAGAAACGACUGAUCCACGAACUGGAGUCGUCAAAUUCGAAGCAUAUGGGCCUCGCCACGGACCCCUGCAUGGACUUCCCAUUUCAACUCCUUAUAUGACCAAAGAUUAUCUACAGCUCAAACGAUUCCAGGCCCAAUCCAACGGCACAACUUACGUCUACGACUAUCCGGAUAUGUUCCGACAGACGUGCAAACGUAUGUGGAAUGAGUACAUCGCUCGCAAUUCGAAAGAGAACAUCAUCCUUCCUGAAUUGUUGGUUACAUCUGUCGAAUUGGUGUUGGACGUCGAAGGAAACUUGAUCGAACAGAAAAGGCUUCCGGGAGAAAACAAUAUCGGCAUGGUAGCCUGGAGAGUUAAACUCAUCACACCGGAAUAUCAAACUGGGCGAGAAAUUAUUGUCAUUUGCAACGACAUUACCUUCAUGAUCGGCUCGUUUGGCCCUCAAGAAGAUAAGCUUUUCUUGGCCGCUUCGCAGUUAGCUCGAUCACUGAAAAUUCCGCGUAUCUACAUCGCGGCCAACAGUGGAGCUAGGAUUGGGCUAGCGGAAGAGAUCAAACACCUCUUCCGUGUUGCGUGGGUCGACAAUAGCGACCCAGAAAAGGGUUUCAAGUACAUUUACUUGACUCCGGACGAUUUCAAGAAAGUUGCGGCUUUCAAUUCAGUCCGCGCCGAGCUGAUCGACGAACAUGGGGAAGCACGAUAUAGAAUUACCGACAUUAUUGGCAAAGAAGACGGUCUAGGUGUUGAAAACCUCCGCCAUUCCGGAAUGAUUGCCGGGGAAUCUUCUCAAGCUUACAACGAUAUUGUGACUAUUUCCUUGGUUUCUUGUCGAGCUAUCGGUAUCGGAGCUUAUCUGGUCCGCCUGGGUCAACGUGUUAUUCAGAUCGAAAAUUCGCACAUCAUUUUAACUGGAUAUAGUGCUCUUAACAGACUGCUGGGACGGGAAGUCUAUACAUCGAACUCGCAACUCGGAGGCAUUCAGAUUAUGUACAACAACGGCGUGUCUCACCGUACGGACGCUCAUGACCUGGAAGGCAUCCAGAGCAUUUUGCGUUGGCUGUCGUACAUGCCCAAAUGCAAGGGCGCUCCUCUGCCGAUCAACCCGAUUUACGAUUCCAUCGAUCGUGAAAUAAAGUACAUGCCAACCAAAGCACCUUACGAUCCCCGUUGGCUCCUGUCUGGCAGGCAAAAUCCACUCCAUCCAGACGAGUGGGAAUCUGGUUUCUUUGACAGAGGUUCAUUCGACGAGAUCAUGGCCGCUUGGGCCCAAACUGUCGUUUGUGGUAGGGCAAGACUAGGUGGUAUUCCCAUUGGAGUUAUCGCUGUCGAGACGCGUACCGUUGAACUCAACUUACCCGCAGAUCCAGCCAAUCUUGAUUCGGAAGCCAAAGUGGUUUCCCAAGCUGGACAGGUGUGGUUCCCCGACUCAGCUUAUAAGACAGCGCAAGCUAUUCUAGAUUUUAGUCGCGAAGAAUUGCCUUUAAUUAUCUUUGCCAAUUGGCGCGGCUUCUCGGGUGGAAUGAAGGACAUGUACGAACAGGUGGUCAAAUUCGGUGCGUAUAUUGUGGAUGGGUUGCGUGAAUAUAAGCAACCUAUCAUGGUCUACAUUCCGCCAUUUGCCGAACUUCGUGGCGGUGCUUGGGUUGUCAUCGAUCCAACCAUCAACGAAUCUUACAUGGAAAUGUAUGCGGAUCCCGAAUCUCGUGGCGGUGUUCUCGAACCAGAGGGUGUUGUCGAGGUCAAGUUUAAACUCAAGGAUCUGCUUAAAACCAUGGCGCGUAUUGAUCCAGUCAUCCAAGGAUUGCGGGAGAAACUGUCCAAGCCAGAGUUGAACCCAACGGACAAACGAAGUCUGGAACAACAGUUGAACCAACGAGAAGAUUUGCUGGCUCCUAUGUACCGACAGGUUGCAACUUAUUUCGCUGAUUUGCACGACACUCCUGAACGCAUGCACGAAAAAGGUGUCAUUCAUGACAUUGUUCCGUGGAAGAAGUCGCGUACUUACUUCUAUUGGCGCUUGCGGCGCCGUCUCUUGGAGAAGGAAACUGUCUUAAAAAUUAUUCAAGUUCAGCAGCAACUCACUCAUCCUCAAGCCGAAGCUAUGCUUCGCCGUUGGUUUGUUGAAGACAAAGGUGCAACUGAUGGUUACUUGUGGGAAGAUAAUCGAAUCGUCGUCGAAUGGCUUGAAGAUCAACUAAAAGGUGAAUGUCAGAAGCCUGUUCUGCUGGAGAACAUUCGCUGUCUGAAACGGGAAUUUGCCCUCGCUCAGGUCCGCACCUUAAUGCAAGAGACUCCUGAAAUUGGUUUGGACUCGAUUGUGCACAUAGUUCAGAAUUUGAGUCCCGCUCAGCGAGCUGAAGUGGCCAAAGCCAUAGGUCGUCUGGACGGUACCCCGGCACCUGCUCCUGCACCCGUAGCACAGGCGGUGGCUCCUUCUGGAAGCGCCGCGACCAGUUGUAGCGCCUCUCUAGAUAGCAGCCCUGGUGCUGUUCCUUGAUUGUUAUCAAUGUCGUAUAGAUCCGACAAAGUUCGUUUAGCUCAAACGUCGUGUGCAGCCCUUCUAAAUGCUGUACCGUAUCUGUUAUUUCUCUCAAUGUGGAAUUCGGUAAAAAUGCAUUCCUAUUAUAUCUUCAUAUCUUAUGCUCGCCACUUGUUUUCGUCGCAUCCAGCUUAGCUGGAGUAAAGAGCCCAAUUAUUGUAGAUCGACAGUGAAAGUUUUGGAUUUUGAACUUGAUUGUGUCGAUCAUUGCAUAAAUUUAUACCUCCCUAAUGCUUCUUUUGAUUCUCUGUACGUUUUUUCUCAUUACCAAAGAGUAAAAAUAGAAUAUGUUCAGGAAGAAA